AUGGCUUCUUCUUCUUCGUCUUCGUCGCCAUUCCUCAUGCUUCCCGUUGCUGACGAAAACACCAAAAAAAUCCAACACCUCUCCUUCUACAACUUCAAAAACAACAAACCCUACAACCGCAAACUCCCACCAACCCUCAAAAACACACAAUUCCAAUGCAUUGGUUCAUCCAAAGGUUGGCAUACUUUUUUGGACCAAACCCUAAAAAACCCUUUCCUCUUCAACCCCUUCUCCCAAACCCUAAUCCACCUCCCCCAAAACCACCCCGACAUCACCAAACUCAUCCUCUCCCAAGACCCCUCCCUCCGCCCCCACACCUACGCCGCCAUCGCAAUCCAAACACCCCUCCUUUCCACCAAGCUCUCCUACUCACGCAACCGCGAUGCCACGUGGCAUGCCCUCCCCAACCAGAGCAACACCUACUACGACGCCAUAUUCUGCCAUGCAACAAACACCCUCUUCGCCCUAGCCCCCGCUUUGCAAGUCGAGUCGUGGAACUUGAACGAUGAUUCUCCUACAAAGAGCACGAUAAUUAGGGCUUCUUAUCCGAGAUCGUUGCGCCUCGCGAAGGAGGCCUUCCCGAGUGAUCUCUACUCGUCUCAAUUGUACCUCGCGCUCGCCUCCAGAGGUGAUAUAAUCGUGGCGGUGAGGUACGUUGGGGAGUUCGUGAGGUACGACGGGGAGGCGGUGUACGAGGGGGACACGCUGACGGACUACAUGGCGGCGCCGCUGGUGUGUCCGUACAGGACCAUGGGUGUUACAGAGAGCCCACUGAUUCAGGCCCAAGAUCUAUCAGCUGAAGAAACGGAACAAGCAGCUGCAAUUAGGAAUCCAAUCGGAGGCCCGAUAGCAGAAGCCCAUCGUCGUGAAGCCCGUGCUGGAAAACAGCCCACAUAUUUGAAGGAUUACGUGUUGAGUUUGGAAACUGCCACACAUGAUUGA
Salvia splendens (bonfire salvia) is the source of this 942-nucleotide messenger RNA. RefSeq lists its product as uncharacterized. Lineage: Eukaryota; Viridiplantae; Streptophyta; Magnoliopsida; Lamiales; Lamiaceae. The record is from RefSeq and is a predicted model, not a curated record. Bases 1 to 942 code for a protein of 313 amino acids. The transcript has a single exon.